Phasianus colchicus (ring-necked pheasant) is the source of this 6222-nucleotide messenger RNA. RefSeq names its product carbonic anhydrase 5A (gene CA5A). The record is from RefSeq and is a predicted model, not a curated record. NCBI's taxonomy places the organism in Eukaryota, Metazoa, Chordata, Aves, Galliformes, Phasianidae. Gene Ontology annotation, molecular function: carbonate dehydratase activity; zinc ion binding. Gene Ontology annotation, cellular component: mitochondrion; cytoplasm.
GAUAAGGUUGCACAGAAUUAAACGUGUGCAGGAUGUAAUAUUGGCAACCCUCUAGGAAACAUCAGAAAGAAAACAGGGAUCGAUCCUCUCUGUCCAGUAUGGAGGCACUUAGAGCUGAAGUCAGCGAUAGCAAGAAAUCCCUAGAUUUUUACUUUUCCAGUUUCUGGGAAGACUAAGUAACCACGCUUUUCUUGUAUCCAGUCGUACUCCACUUAUGUGAUUAUCCAUAAUUAAGAACAAAAAUAGAAGCCUGAUUUGGAAGUUUUUCUGUUGGCAGAACCCCUGGCUGACAAUGACUUGCUGACACUUCAAAGCAGGCAGCUGAGGUAAUAAACGACAAGCAUUAAGAAAAACCCUCCUAAAUAGCUGAUUUUGGAUGAAUAAAUGGCACAGAUAAGCCUGCUGCUUUAGGAUACUAAAGAGGAUUCCCCAAGCCUUGCGCUUACACGCUGCAGUAAAAGAUGACAGAUAUACAUGCGCUUAAUGAAAAUAACACCAAAUAAAUUUGUUUCUAAUAUAAAAUGCCACAAGUAGAGACAAGAACUACAUGUUGUCAGGACUCUGAGGCCAAUAUCAAGUCCUGAUCACCUUAAGGAGGUUCACCUGGAGCUUCCACCAUGCUCCUCCCAUGGCCUAGGAGCCCAUUUAAGCUCAACAUUGAGCUCUUUGAGCUUUGUUUUCAGGGUGCUUAUUUUUAGGUUUGCCUUUAGCCCUGUCAAUAAGAAGAACUUUGGACCCAUGUUGUUGCUUGGCUUUGGCCCUGUCUCUUUUUAUUCCUGACCAAGCUCCCUGCUUGGACCUUGGACCUGGUGUUCUGCUUGUUGUGUUUUGAGCUUGUAGUGGACCUUCAGUGCCAGCUCUGCUCAGUGUCUGCAGGAUGGAACCCUGCUGGUGAGGAUCUCAAUGGUGCUGGGCUCCCCACUCCUCUGCCCUUGGUGAGAGCUGCCUCUUGUCCCCUGACAUGCCUAGGCACCCACUUCAGAUGUCUUUCCAUCUGAUCACCACGGAGCUGGUAAUAGCCUGCAAUGCUGUGAAAAGCCUUUGGAGAAUGAGUUGUUUGGUUUGAAUGGGAAAAUCCAACUCUAACUGAGAAGCUGCUUGCAAGGGGUUGCAGCUGUGCUAGCAAGAGCAAUACAAUGACAGACACAUCCCAAAGAAAGCAAAAGGGAGGUCAUAAUACAUAGAUCUCUCGUAUCAGGAAACAAAAGGUGUUGCAAUUGCAUGUAGAAAUAAAGGAGUAGCUCUCCUCAUGCUUUCAUCCCUAAGAAACAUCCCUAAGAUCCCUGUUGUCCCCACUGGAAAAGUGGUUCAGCUUGACUAAAGUGAUGUUUGAGUGAUGUUCCAUAGGUCUGUUCUUAGUCCUAUGUCUACAUGAAAUGAUCUGUCUUAUGAGGCCCCUUACAGUUCAGAAGAACAAAUUCUCCACCUUGGGUUUGCCACAAUACUGUAUUAUGUGCUCAGAGUUGAAAUCUUUUUCUGCAGGAAUCUGCUCCAUCUCCUGCUCUGAGCAAACCUCAUCUAUCUGCAAAGUUCUGUGAAUUCCUCAGCUUGGGCAGUCAUCACUCCUCAGAAUCACAACUGUCAAUAACAACAAUGGUUAGUUAUCACUAUUCAAAGAAUGCACACUUGAAGAAAUGAUAAGAAACCUCUUCUUGCAUAUGAAAGAGUGGUUUCUGUAACCCCUCAGUGUUCUUGGAGCCACAUGAGAGAAAGCUUGAAAAGCACACAAAUAAUCAUCAACUAGCCCUGCCUACAAUGAAAUUAGAGCCAAUGAGAAAAGCCAGAAGAGGGACAAGUUGAAAAUUAACUAUUUGGUUAGUGCUCUCUCCAGCCAAGAAAGGGUGCUCUCAAUCUUCUUUUUUAUAAUAGGUCUGGAGAUUCCUUGAAGCUGUUAUGCCCAGAGCAUUUUUUUUUUCUCUUUUCACAUUGAUAGGUUGGUAGAUUCUGGAAAGUUCCUCGGGCUGUGUGACCAACAGAAGAUUUUGAGUGCUAAGGAGAUAAUGAUGAAUAGCAUAAAGACAAAUAGCCUGGGACGUUUAUUCAAGCAGUUGAAAACUGUCUGGAGUUCGCCUUCAGUGCCAGCACGAAGCUGCAGCUUGGCCAAUUGCACUCCCAAAAACAGGAACGAUGCAUUGCAUCCGCUUUGGCAGAGCCCGCUUACAAUUCCGGGGGGCAGCCGGCAGUCUCCGAUCAACAUCCAGUGGAGAGACAGCGUCUACGACCCGGUCCUGAAGCCUCUGCAGAUCAGCUAUGACCCAACAACGUGUCUUCACAUCUGGAACAACGGGUAUUCGUUCCUGGUGGAGUUUGAUGAUUCUGCUGAUAAAUCGAUCAUUGUUGGAGGUCCCUUAGAAAACCAGUACAGAUUGAAGCAGUUCCACUUCCACUGGGGAGCCAUCAACGAAUGGGGAUCAGAACACACAGUUGACAGUAAAUUCUACCCAGCAGAGCUGCAUUUAGUACAUUGGAAUGCUGUGGUGUACCCAACUUUUGAAGAAGCUGUGAUGGAAGGUGAUGGCUUGGCUGUAAUUGGAGUCUUUCUAAAGCUAGGAGCACAUCAUGAAGGGCUGCAGACGUUGGUGGAUGCCUUGCCAGCAAUUAAACACAAGGACACUGUUAUUGAGUUUGAUGUCUUCGACCCCUCCUGCCUGUUACCUCCAUGCCCUGAUUACUGGACAUAUGCAGGCUCUUUGACCACUCCCCCACUUACUGAAUCAGUCACGUGGAUUAUUAAGAAGCAGCCAAUAGAGGUUGAUGAGAAUCAGCUGGAGGCAUUUCGGAUGCUGCUCUUUACUUCAGAUGGUGAAGAAGAGAAGAGGAUGGUGGACAACUUUCGCCCUCUUCAGCCAUUAAUGAAUAGAACUGUCCGCUCAUCCUUCCAGAGCAGGCAUCUCUUAGAUAUUGAAGCACAAUACUCGGACCAUGCUCAGCAGAUCAGGCCAUAGAUGGCCCAUGUAACAUCAGUCCAGAUUGUAGUAACCGGGUUUACUUUUACUCUGUAAUGAUUCCUCCCUUUUUGCACAAUGUUUAUGCCAUGCAGUUUCACAGACAGCUAGUUUCAGUUCUGAGAGUCAGUUGAGCUUCAGUAGAGGAGCUGUGUGUAUUAUAAUUUUGGUUUUUUUUUAAUACAAACUUUUAACAAAUUGCUCACUCAGUAGCAGGGAUUAAUAAGGAAUUCUUCUGAAAGUUAAAGGCAAAGUAAUGCAGAAGCUCUUUGCUCUUUCUGUCUUCUGAAUUGUUCUAUGUCUCUUCAUAACUCUCCAGUGAUUUGCUUAAAUUAAUACUCCCAACAUGUUAACAAGCAGGAGGUGUGAAGAAGUGAAGUCUAUUAAGGUCCUUUAUGGAACUGCUUUGGAGGUUUGAGGCUAGAACUGCCUUCUGCAGUCACAUACAUAGAGUUGUUUCAGCUUUGUUCUUUUUUAAAACAACAACAAAUGGUGCAUAGGACGAUGAGAAGAAAAAGAAAAAAAUGCCUGUGUGACCCAUUUAUAAUGGAUGACACAAUGUCUGCCUUAUCUAUACUGCAAACCAGAAGACUUUGCAAAACCUUACAGAAAUGCAGAAUGGGAUUUGUGGACAAAUUUUGGUUUUGAUACCUGAUAGAAUGGUGGAUGAGUGUGGGCAAAGCACAGCAAUCAGAUACUUGAUUAUUUUUUUUUUUCCAGCAACUUCUAGAGCACCAGUGCAAUCUUCCCAAUGUUUUGUCUUAAGCUGAACUUCUAUUCUUGAGAGUUACCCACCCUCAUGGUUACUGGGACCGUGUUGUUCUAUAUAGCACCUUAUGGUAACAAAGACCAGUGGUGGUUGGAACUCAGUUGUGGACCAGACUAAAUUGUUUUAAGUUACCAGCUGUGGAGCCUUUUACUGAAGUUAUGGCCCAGUUGCCACAAACAAUGCCUACCUCUGAACUAUGCUAUUAGCCAUAACUUUCUCUAGUGCACCUUUCUGAAUGACUUUUUAUGCUGUGUUGUACUUAACAGUGUGCAUAUGCACAAACUAUAGUGAGUAUAGUACACUGGUUGUGUACUCACGAAACAAUCUUCAUAGAAUGGCUUGGGUUGGAAGGGACCUCAAGGAUCACGAAGCUCCAACCCCCCUGCUGCAUGCAGGGCUGCCAACCUCCAUAUCUAAUACUAGACCAGGCUGCCCAAUCUUGAUUGUAUUUCAUGUAUAUUUUUAGAGGAUGCAUUUCUUGAUCCUCUCCUGCCAUUAAGCAGUCAGCAGUUGCUGGUGUCAUUCAGGACUAAUGAAGCCAGGAGACCAACUUGUCAGUGACAAAUUCACAUCUUUUGGAAUCAAUACUUUCCCAUUCCAAAUGUUCACUUUAAAAGCACUUUAACACUUUUCAGCGUGACUCUAAUGAUUUUAAAGCUUUUGAAUAUUUUUGCUUAACCAAUUAAAACUUGUGCCUUUGCUUCCUCAAUAUCUCUACCUCAGACUUCUGUUACAUUUCAGCAGUUGUGCCUUUCUCUGCUAAUGUGGCUGCUUAAUUUUAGGGUGACUACUCAGUAGAUCUAAGAAAAUCUCCAUUGGCUUCUGCUCCUUGUGUGAUGUAUAUACAUCUUUAUAAUAUGUUCUGAGUGGCAGUAUGUAUCUUCAGUCUUGAGCCCUUAUAGCUCAGUUGAAUUAUACCAUGCAUGACUUUGCCAGAUUUUAUUACGUUUCUACUCUGCUGAGCCACUUCUGUUGUGGCUGUAAUGGUUUUGCCAGAGGAUGGCAGGUUCUGAAAAUAACUUUGAAAGGGACUUUGCAAGUCUGGCAAUAGGAAGAGAUUUAUUUUACUUUGUACCUGAGUUCAUUGUUGAACUUGCUUUCAUUAUUAGCAAUUAGGAAAAAUCCUGUAAUACAGUCAUUGUAAUGUUGUCUUUGCAUUUAACAAUGGAGGUGACUCAGUGGAACUAAGCUAGAUAGAGGCAGCCUGCAUCAACCAUAAUUAGAACUGCUGCCUUAUAAAUGUGGAAAUGGAUAUGGCAAAAAGAACUGAAAUAGGCUCUGUGAGAUCAGGGAGAAGCCAAUUGUUUGCUUUACUGAUGGAGGAAAAUUGUUAGAAUUACAGAGGGAACAACUUGGCUUAAUUUGGGUCAGUUUGAAUUACAGCUGAAAAGAGCAAUGGGAAACUAACCUCCUUACAAGCAGGUUAAUGUAGUAUCUCUGAAUUGUAUAAGCUCUGAUUAGGAACUAUCUUCUUGUGGUUAUUAAAGUCCUUUAAAGCAAGCAAAUUCUUGCUAUCAUAAGCGAAUGGGUCUUUAGAAAAGCCUUAUGCAAUUGCUCAGAGUAUUUUAGUUGCCUGCUUACUCUAAGGUUUUGUGUACCUCUGAUCCACCAAGCUUAUUUCACCAACUAAUGUCUCUUCCUGGCAUGUGCAAAUACAAGAUACACAUUUUGUUCUUAGGGGUUACCAUGGUGUUCAUGUUUUAUCUUCUACAGCAUUUAAAUAUCCUGACAUAAAAUCUAUUUCAGUUUCAGCACUGAGUUUAUAUAUAUAAUAUAUACACGUGUGUAAACAGGGUCAGAAGAGGAAAAAAUGAACUGGAUUUUGCUAAAACAAGCUCUGCAGGGAUUUGCUGUUAGAGUUGUGCUGCUUUCAAGAUGCCUGCUACAUUUCCAUGUCAGUGUCUUAGCAUCUCUGGUUCCAAUGGACAGUAUUCCAGUUGCAGGGCAGGCUCUGGUUAAAAUUAACAGGCUGAAAAUGAAAGUGGGUCUUUUGGGGUUUUUUUUAGUUUUUUUUUUGUUGUAUUUUGUUGGGUUCUUGGCUAAUUUAGUUAAUGUCUGUAACGACUUUGCACAACUGACUUAAACUGUAUUUGGAAGGUGUCUGCAUAGGAAUCUUUAGGCUCUUUUGGACAAUACAGUAGAGAAGGGUCAGAACAGAUGUUUGUCCUUGAACCUAAUUGCUUCUGUUAAUUAAUACUGUUCUGAGAGACAUUCCUGUGGCAGUCAGCACUAUGAAUGAAAUGUUGUAGUGGAACUCAUUCUGAGGACAGCUUAAAGAAGUGAGAGUAGAAGUUCUCAAGUGCAUAUUGUAAUAUAUGUUGUGCCUAAUGGUAAUUUACUGAAAUGAUUGCCUUUGUACAACAUACAUAUUGAAGUGCCUUUUGUACUCGUAGCAUACAGACCUUUCAUUUUGAUGUAAAGAAACUUCUAGCUACUGUAUUUUUCUAGCUGUUAAACUAGUGUGCAACCAUGCAAUAAAAAAGCACAGCAACCCGUGUCUGUAUUUCA